Messenger RNA from Plectropomus leopardus (leopard coralgrouper), 1666 nucleotides. RefSeq names its product zinc finger protein GLIS2-like. Gene Ontology annotation, molecular function: DNA-binding transcription factor activity, RNA polymerase II-specific; RNA polymerase II cis-regulatory region sequence-specific DNA binding. Gene Ontology annotation, biological process: regulation of transcription by RNA polymerase II. NCBI's taxonomy places the organism in Eukaryota, Metazoa, Chordata, Actinopteri, Perciformes, Serranidae. The record is from RefSeq and is a predicted model, not a curated record. Gene Ontology annotation, cellular component: nucleus.
UUUUUGUCUAUUGGAAGCUCGAAAGCAUCUUCAGACUACAGGAGCAGAGGAGGCUGUUUCACCGUCUACAGGCUGUUGUAAGGUUGGCAGGAGAAACCAGCAGCCAUGCUGUCAUUGGACGAGCCGCUUGACUUGAAGCUUCCCUCAGGACGGACAAACAGUCCAGUCAGAUUAGGAAAGAGGACUUGUUCUUCCUCUAUCUGCGCCCCUCUUAGCGCCACACGACCACGCCUGCUAUGCACAACCUUUCCGUCUCCACCAUCUUCCCCAGAGUCCCAGUCCUCCCCUCAAGAACGACCCGGGUCCUGCUUCAGUCCUCCAGCCAUGGACCUCAGCAUGUCACCCUCCUCCCGCCAUGCCUCCUCCCUUUCCCCGUCACCUUCCUCCCCAUCCUCCCCUUUCCCCUCUUCACCCCUGGAGUCUCCUCACAGCAGCAGCAGCCCUCAGCCGCAUCUCUUCUCACGGGAAGCAGCUCGUCAUCCAGGUCUGGAGGGCGGCGCUUCACCGCAGGGUUAUCCAUUUUAUCUGCCGAUUGGGAGCCCACCGAGAGCAUACAGCUUUCCCUCCUCCAUGUUCAUCGGUCCCAACAGAGAGAAGCAAGUUUCACCAGAGCCCUCAUUGGAUGGUCAGCUGGCCUGCCGUUGGAUGAAGUGCCACCUGCUGUUCGACUCACUGCAGGACUUGGUUGAUCACAUCAACGACUUCCAUGUGAAGCCUGACAAGGAUUCUGGGUACUGCUGCCAGUGGGAGGGCUGUGCUCGAAACGGCAGGGGCUUCAAUGCCAGGUAUAAAAUGCUGAUUCAUAUCCGCACACACACCAACGAGAAGCCGCACCAUUGUCCCACCUGUAACAAGAGCUUCUCACGGCUGGAGAACCUGAAGAUACACACCCGCUCACACACAGGAGAAAAACCCUACAUCUGCCCUUAUGAAGGCUGCAGCAAACGUUACUCCAACUCCAGCGACCGCUUCAAACACACCCGCACCCACUACGUCGACAAGCCCUACUACUGCAAGAUGGCAGGCUGCCUGAAGCGCUACACAGAUCCCAGCUCGCUACGCAAACACAUCAAGGCUCAUGGGCACUUUGUUGCCCAGGAGCAAGGCGCUCCAAGCAGGCUGGGGGCGGGGCCUGGUAUCCCCGGGCAACAUAGUGCCGCUGAACAGCCACCUGUAGGCGGGGCCCACAUUCUCAUCCCUGGAGCCGCUGCAGCUCUUCUCGGGGGCCUGGGGACCUCUUUGCCUCUCUCUGCUUUCUGCCACGCCAGAGCUCUGGGCCACCACAGGGCGCCACUCUUUUCCAUGGGUGGCGGGAGCAGCUUGGGGCCUCUCGGGCUCUCAGAUUCUCCUCUGCUACACUUUGGUCUCUCAGCUGCAUCAAUGUUGGGGCUGGGAGCUCUCGGAGGUCUGGGACGGAUGGCGGGGAAGGCGACAGAAGGCGAUGAGGAAGAGGAGGACGUAGAGGAGGGGGAGGUGCUGAACCUGUCCGCAGGUGUGGGGCACAGACGGAGUGACCCUUUGUCCUGGGUGGUGGUCCCCCCGAGGGCCCUCCUCCUCAAACCAGCUGUUGUCAGCUAGGAAGUGCACUCGGCAACACACAGAGACAGGGAGCAUGUGUUUGUUUUUCUGUGUCCAUGGUUGCAUGGGUGUGUGUCUGUUCACAGGC